AUGCCCUCAACCUGCCCCUCUGCCGGCACGGUGACGGCGGCCUGGCUCUGGUUCUUCCUGGCCGUCGCCCCGAUCUCCGGCCACGCCCAUCUCAACGCCCAGCCCGACGCCGCCGACAUUCUCCUUCCUCCCGGGCCUAUCCUGCCCGGCACCCACGAGGCUCCGCAACCCGCUGAGCACCUUUUCAGCCUCCGACACAUCUUCCACCAUGGCACCAACGUGCAUCCGGCCCUGCACCGCAAGCGCGACGUCUCCCACGACGACACCAACGUCUUCCUCGCCGCCGAGGACGGCUUCGACCGACACACGCUGCCCAAGCUCAAGGGCCGUAGCCGCGUCGACACUAUAGAGCGCCUCCGCGACCGCCGACCGUCCGUCGUCGACCCGCUCGUCACCCAGUCACGCCGGCAGGGCAUCAUGGCCGUCAUGGACGCCUCGGCCUGGACCGUCGACCAGGUUCUGUCCCCGGAUGUCACCGACAAGGAGACGGUCCUCACCCUGGCGUAUAUGACCGCCGACGCCUACGUCGAGGACGAGUCUCAGCCCGACUGGGAGGAGGUUGGGGAGCCGUACAACAAAACGCUCGACUUUGGCUGGCAGAGCGACGGCCUCCGCGGCCACAUUUUUGCCGACGAGAACAACUCGACCGUCGUAAUCGGCCUCAAGGGCACUACCGCCGCCGUGUUUGACGGUGACGGCACCACCUCCAACGAUAAGACCAACGACAACCUAUACUUUAGCUGCUGCUGUGCCCAGCAGGGCCAGUGGACCUGGCACCAGGUCUGCGAUUGCGCCUCGGGCACUUACCAGUGCAACAACACCUGCGUCACCCAGGCGCUCUGGGAGGAGAACCGGUACUACACCGCCGUCAAGGAGCUGUAUCACAACGUCACUGAAAUCUACCCCGACGCCCAGGUCUGGCUCACCGGUCACUCCCUCGGCGGCGGCAUGACGUCGCUGCUCGGCCUGACCUACGGCUUGCCCGCCGUCACCUUUGAGGCCGUUCCCGAGGCCCUCGCCGCCUCCCGCCUCGGCCUGCCCAUGCCGCCGGGCCUGCACGCCAAGACGCCGCAGAUGCGCGAGUACACGGGCACGUAUCACUUUGGCCACACGGCCGACCCCGUCUACAUCGGCAGCUGCAACGGCGCGACGGCAUCGUGCUCGUUUGCGGGCUACGCGCUCGAGACGCAGUGCCACACGGGCUACGAGUGCGUCUACGAUGUCGUCGCCGAUAAGGGCUGGCGCGUCGGCAUCGGCACGCACAAGAUCCGAAACGUCAUCAGCGACGUCCUGCUCAAGUACGACGACGUGCCCGAGUGCGCCAAGACGCCCGAGUGCCGCGACUGCGCCCAGUGGAAGAUGUACGAGAGCAACGGCACCGAGACGACGACGACGCCGGUGACCUCGACGUCGACUCGCACCAGGACGCGGACGUCGACGUGCAAGACGCCCGGCUGGUGGGGAUGCCUGGACGAGACGACGACCACGGACGGCCCGACGUCGCCGCCAACGACGACGACGACGACGACGACGACGUCGACGUGCAAGACGCCAGGAUGGUUCGGCUGCAAUGAUAAGACGGCCACGACGGAACCGACAACUACGAGCUGCGAGUCCCCGGGUAGAUUCUGGGGCUGCAACGAUCCUACCGAGACGACGUCCAUGGCAACGAGCACGUCGACAGUGACCAUUACCCCUCCUCCUGUUACCUCUACGCCUACUCCCACGUCGACCGUGACGUCCACCUCUGCCGCCCCGACAAGUACGCCAGCGCCAGGCAAGGGCAAGUGUGUGCGUCGCAGCUGGCUGGGCAUUUGCAAAGAGUGGGGGAAUGACGAGCCGGCCAACAGUGACGAGGUGAUUGAGCUGUAA
Cordyceps fumosorosea ARSEF 2679 is the source of this 1872-nucleotide messenger RNA. Its product is annotated as autophagy related lipase. Gene Ontology annotation, molecular function: glycerophospholipase activity. Bases 1 to 1872 code for a protein of 623 amino acids. Gene Ontology annotation, biological process: macroautophagy; piecemeal microautophagy of the nucleus; multivesicular body membrane disassembly. The transcript has a single exon. The record is from RefSeq and is a predicted model, not a curated record. NCBI's taxonomy places the organism in Eukaryota, Fungi, Ascomycota, Sordariomycetes, Hypocreales, Cordycipitaceae.